AUGGUAGUAUUAUUGCCAAUAAUUCGGCUAUAUCAUACUGAAAACGGUCAUAUCUGUCCUAGAUAUGUGAGGUGGCGUGUAUCGAAGCACUAUGAUAUCCCUGGUCUGACUCAUCGCACUAACGUGGUUUGUCGCAAGUGCUCUGUGUGUCAAGCAUCAGCGAUAAAAAGGGUUUUUAGUGAGUAUGGAGGACACUUGGAUCUUUCGGCUCGUGCUGUCUGGAGACACGUUAGCACUGAUCCAGCUGGUCCCUUGCCUAUAAGUAAACCUCACCGGUAUCAGUAUGCUCUCAUUGUGAUUGAUGAUUAUUCGGAGUUCACCUUUUGGAGAGGGUUAAGAACCGCUACUAGUGCUGAGACUACGAGCUGUUUGGUGAAUCUAUUCGACGAGACUGGUAUUCCCCGGAGACUCCGUUGUGAUAAUGGUCCUUCGUAUAGGAGUCGGCUCUUCCGUAGUCAUAUGGAUAAGCUCGGAGUGGUGGUAUCACAAACUAAUGGGUUUGCCCCCUGGAGCAACGGGUUGGCUGAACGAGGUGUGUCCAGUUUGAAGUCUUUGUACCGUCGAAUGCUGGCUGGUGGCACUAGAUCUGAUCAGUGGGAAUAUCUUUUAUCUCGUGCUAUUCGUAAGUCUAACACUAAGAUGCUACCUGGUGGUGUCUCGCCUUUCCAGUUGUUCUAUGGUCGAGAAUACUUCGAAUAA
Perkinsus marinus ATCC 50983 is the source of this 699-nucleotide messenger RNA. RefSeq names its product gag/pol/env polyprotein, putative. The coding region runs from base 1 to 699 and encodes 232 amino acids. The transcript has a single exon. Gene Ontology annotation, biological process: DNA integration. The record is from RefSeq and is a predicted model, not a curated record. Gene Ontology annotation, molecular function: nucleic acid binding. NCBI's taxonomy places the organism in Eukaryota, Perkinsozoa, Perkinsida, Perkinsidae.